AGUCUUCAGUACGGCAACAGCACUGCAAGGGCUGACCAGCGUGGCCCCGAAACUGCUGCAACGAUGAAAUGCGCUCACCUGCACAACAUCGUGCAGCUCUCGCUGGUGGAGUUGUGCAAGCUGAAAAAGGAUGAAUCGUGUACGGAUUGCGAAACCAAUGGACCAAACCUGUGGAUAUGCCUGCAAAAGAACUGUCUCCAUAUUGGAUGCUCGGAACAGUACAAGGAUCACAGCACCAUUCACUUCCAAUCGAACCGCACACACUGUAUCCAUAUGAACCUUUCCUCCCAACGGGUCUGGUGUUAUCUAUGUGAGUCCGAACUGUUCAUUACCAAGCAGCAACCUCACCCUCACCAGCAGCAGCAACAGCAACAACAACACUAUCACCACUAUCACCACCAUCGACGAACGUCGGUUGUGAGCAACGAUUCGAGCGAAACGAGUCGCUACUCGUCCGUUAACAAUGACAAGUUGAUCGUACACGAGGACAAGCUAGUGUCGGGUGCCAUAGCGACUGGAAAUGCUGCUGGCUACGGUAGUGGUGGGGGUGGCACAACGACUGGUGAUUCCUGUGAUAGUAGCGGCGAGGAGGAUGACUUCGAACGGCAUGGCAAAUGGAACGGGUUGGUCGGAUUACAAAAUCUUGCCAACACGUGCUACAUGAAUGCGGCCCUGCAAGCACUCAGCAAUAGUCCCCCACUGACCGGAUACUUCUUGGACUGUGGUGCUAUUCUGGAGACGGAUCUGCUCGGCGGUUCAAACCCGUCCGUCGCAAAGCCUGGCCUGGCAAAGCACUAUCACAAACUAAUCCGUGAGAUGUGGUGUAAAAAUCGCCGUUACGUCGUACCCAGUGGCAUUCUGUGUGGAAUCCGUAUUGUGCAUCCAAUGUUCCGUGGAUAUCAGCAGCACGAUACGCAAGAAUUUUUACGCUGCUUUAUGGAUCAAUUGCACGAAGAGCUGAAGGAAGUGACGGCUCCUCCUCCACCGGAUGUGGUACUAUCGCGCGGGCCAACUGAUGAGUUUGAUGACCAUUCCGACGGCCGGCCUUCACCCUGCUCCUCACCCUCCCCGUCACAAUCCGAGGGAGAAUAUGAAACGUGUGACAGUGGUGUAUCGGAACGUUCGAGCCUUUCGGACGACCAGCUAUCGCCGACCAAGCUAUCCGGUAGUAAACGAUUCCGCAAACUUUCAUCUCGUUCGCCAAGCCCACCCGGAUCCGGGCUCGGUGAGGUACCGGGCUCGGUAAACCAAAGAAUGGUCCCGGCAGCUGUUCGAACCCCUCGGUCCAGCUUUGUCCGGCAUCAAUCGCCCGUUGGAAGCGACAAUCGUUCAAAUGCAAGCACCGUUUCCGCGGCAAGUGUAGUUAUCGGUACAUCCGGGAGCCCGGGUGGCGGAGGUGGAAGCGGUGACCCGUCGGAUGGUGGCAGCACAAAGGAAAAAUUGCCGCAACGGUCGAUCAUUAGCGAUAUAUUCGAUGGAAAGCUACUUUCAUCGGUGCAAUGUCUUACGUGCGAUCGUGUAUCGACACGGGAGGAAACAUUCCAAGAUCUUUCGUUGCCAAUACCGGGGAAAGAUCAUCUGGCGGUGCUGCACCAAACACACCCAGGCAUGGGCUCGUCGGGUUCGGGUUCGAGCGUUUCGUCCAAUGCGGGUGGUGGCGGUGUUGGUAGUGGUGCAAGCGGUGCAGGAUCCGGAUCUGGAAGUGGUGGAAGUUCGAGCGGCGGCAUUACCUGCUCGGAUGCUGUUUACCCGGUGAACGGUGACAGUUGGCUGUGGUGGUUCUGGAACUCACCGUUCUGGAGUUGGGUACGGUCGUGGUUUUGGGGACCGGCCGUUACGCUGCACGACUGUAUGGCGGCAUUUUUUAGUGCGGACGAGUUGAAGGGUGACAAUAUGUACAGCUGCGAAAGGUGCAACAAACUGCGCAACGGUGUAAAGUAUUCGCGUGUGCUGGCGCUGCCGGAGAUGCUUUGCGUGCAUUUGAAGCGUUUCCGACACGACCUGUCGUACAGUUCGAAAAUUUCUAGCCCGGUCCUCUUUCCGCUGUACGGGCUCGAUAUGAGACCGUAUCUGCAUAAGGAUUGUAGAUCAGAGGUGACCAUGUACGAUCUGUGUGCGGUUAUCUGUCACCAUGGAACGGUUGGAGGAGGACACUAUACAAGCUUCGCGAAGCAUGAACCAACCGGCAAAUGGUUCGAGUUUGACGAUCAGCUUGUGACGCAAGUUACGCCGGAACAUGUGCAAAGCUGCGAAGCGUACGUGCUGUUCUAUCGGAAGAAUAACGCGAAGAUGGCUACGGUACGGGCACAGGCGAGCAAUUUGCUGACGAUGCAGGAACAUGCGUCCGACAUUCGAUUUUACGUGUCGCGCAACUGGCUUCAUCGAUUCAAUACAUUCGCCGAACCGGGGCCGAUCGAUAACUGGACGCUGCUGUGCCCGCAUGGUGCCUUCCCACCGAACAAAGCGUCCCACUUCUCGAAGCUGGUCGUGCCAUUCCCGCAAGCACUGUGGGACUUUUUGUACAAAAAAUUCGGUGGUGGACCGGUGUGCAAUCACAUCUUUCCGUGUCAUAUAUGCAAGAAGGCAGCAGAAACACUGUCUCGGCGGCAACAUUACGAGCUGGAAACAUUUACCGCAUACAAUGACGAUUUUAUGGUCGCUAUGAUGGUCGAGGUCAACGAUAAACCCACCACAAUCUACGCAAUUUCCAUGGCCUGGUUUCGACAGUGGCAACUGUUUGCCCGCGGUCUUACGAACGAAGAUCCUGGACCAAUCCAAAACAAAUCGAUUGCCAUACAGGGCGACACCAGUGUGCCACUGCGAAGUGUUCGUCCAUUUUCGGAUUAUGCGCAGAUAAACGCGAACCUGUGGCACUUUUUCCACGGUAUCUACGGCGGUGGUCCGGAAAUUGUUUUGCAGGGCAAUCCGGUUCCGCCGCCAGUAACGCAGCAGCAGCCACCCGCUGCCCAACAGGAGGAGCAAGCAAAACAGCAACAACAGCAACCAAAGGAACAGGUCUCCGAAUCUAUGGAUGUUUCAGAAGAGGGAUAUUCAGCGUCUGAAAUUGUAGCACGAUCGACCACCGUUGCCAAGCAAACGGAUCAAGAUUCAGCAAUCGAAGUAACCAUAAGUGAGUCGUUACCACCACCACAACCACAGCAGCAUACGGAUGCGGCAAGUGCUUCUGCGAUAGCAGGAACGUCAAGUGCACGGCCACAGAAAAGCGUUUCAUUUGAAGAUACUGAUGCGUAUUAUGAUGAGGACACCAGCAAUGACGAGCUGGCGGGUGAGAAUAGUCAUAGCUCCACAAAGCAGCAAUCAUUCGCUCAUGGUUUUAAGCGAAAGACACACACAAAGACAGGCACGGGUUCAUCGCGCCGUCAUGAGAGUGGCGGAAAAUCAUCGGAAGCCUCUGAAUCAUCACUACCAACGGGAUUCAAACGCAAGCAACAACAUUCUGCAAGCGUUAAGCAUUCGGCGGACGUAAUACCUGCACCGAUGAUGAAUGGUGAUUGUGUCGGUGUCAACACGGCAACAGCUGCUGUAAGUGCCGCUGUACGUGGAGUGGAGCAUCUGGAGAUAGGCACCAAAAAAGAUCGACGACAUCGGGCUAGCUUUAUGAAGGCGAACGGAUUCUUUGGUCCUGAAGGCAAAUAUCAAAGCUCAUCAAAUGACUACAAUAACGGUGCAGAAGACGCUAUCGUCAUCGACACCAACUCGACACUUCCUCGGAUAGAAUCAUUAUCCUUUCACUCGAUCUCGGGUUCUACCGCUGCUGGCGUAAAUGGAGCCGGACGCUCCAUUUCCAACUCAUUCUCUGUUCCCACUUUUUCCGGACAAUCGACACUAGCUAGCAAUGUCAGCAAAAUGUCUGUCGAUGAGCUAACGUCAUUGCUGUCCAUAUCCCAACCGACCACGGAUCCGACGGACAGAACCAAUAGCAGCAGCAGUACAAAUCGGCAUGGUGAAGCAGCCGAGUUACACGAGGAUGACAAUGAUAGUAAAACUGGCAGCAGUUCGUUACCCUCGUCUACUACCAGUGCCAAAAUGGCGUCUCGCAAGGGACACCAUCGUCAUGCGGCGAAUGCCGGUAGCAACGGUUCGGACGCACUGGCCGGUUCCAUGACCGAGAAGAUUGCCGGUGGAAUGUCACUCGGCCGGAGGAAGCUAAAGAUUAAGUACAUGAAAAAGUUGGCCGGCCGCAAAUCGGGCAACAGUGGUGGUGGACGUGGACGAAACGGGACGUUAAAUGACGGGGUGGAUGGUGCCGACGAUGGUGGUGGUUCGGCGAUGGUAACGAUGAAUGGUGUUAGUGAGCAUGUCGUCGGUGGUGGUGAGGGAGAAGGUGUGAAAUGAGAACGGUUGCGUCGUUUCCGCUUUCCAUCGCUACGAUGAAGCGAGA
This is a messenger RNA of Anopheles maculipalpis, 4402 nucleotides long. It is a transcript of the gene Usp20-33, whose product is annotated as ubiquitin carboxyl-terminal hydrolase 20. Gene Ontology annotation, biological process: protein deubiquitination. Lineage: Eukaryota; Metazoa; Arthropoda; Insecta; Diptera; Culicidae. The coding region runs from base 64 to 4356 and encodes 1430 amino acids. The record is from RefSeq and is a predicted model, not a curated record. The transcript has 6 exons. Gene Ontology annotation, molecular function: zinc ion binding; cysteine-type deubiquitinase activity.